This is a messenger RNA of Capsella rubella, 1083 nucleotides long. RefSeq names its product acid phosphatase 1. The transcript has 3 exons. Bases 192 to 950 code for a protein of 252 amino acids. The record is from RefSeq and is a predicted model, not a curated record. Lineage: Eukaryota; Viridiplantae; Streptophyta; Magnoliopsida; Brassicales; Brassicaceae. Gene Ontology annotation, molecular function: acid phosphatase activity.
CACUUUUCAAGCAUUAUUACUUUCUCCUCUUACUUAGUACUCUUCUUGUUUCACCAACCAAGCUUGCUCUCUUUCCUUUCUUAACAAGUUUUGCUCACGAGUCACUAGUUUUUCCAUACACUUCAUGAUCUCUACCUAUCUUUGCAUAAAACCUUCACGGGUACUUAGAGAAAGUAGAAGAAUCAAGAGAAAUGGAUCACAAGCGUAGGAGACAGACGUUGCUUCUCAUAUUUCUGACAAUAUCCUCAGUGGCAACCAGCACAAGUCCAUGGAUACCGAUGGACGGAAACUAUGGUGCUAGCUAUUGCUUAAGCUGGAGACUUGGAGUAGAGACCAACAAUGUACGUUUGUGGCGCAUCGUUCCUCUGCAAUGUCUCCGUUACGUUGAGGUAUAUAUGCUUGCUGGUCAAUAUGACAGAGACGUCCAGUUAAUUGUGGACCAAAUCAAGGUUUAUCUCAAUGAGAUAGUCCAUCCUGGUGAUGGCAUGGACGCAUGGAUCUUGGAUGUUGAUGAUACUUGCUUGUCAAACGUUUUUUACUAUCGGCUUAAGAGAUACGGAUGCGACCCUUAUGAUCCAAGCGGAUUCAGAACAUGGUCGAUGAAAGGAGAGUGUCAAGCAAUACAACCUGUUCUUGAACUGUUUAACACACUAAUAGAAACAGGCUUCAAGGUUUUCCUAGUAACCGGAAGAGAUGAAGAGACCCUUCGUCAGGCAACAGAAGAAAAUUUGCAUAACCAAGGAUUCACUGGUUAUGAAAGGUUGAUUAUGAGGACAGCAGAUAACAAAAGACAAAGCGCCAUAACAUACAAAACAAGAAUCAGAAAGGAGAUGAUGGACGAAGGUUACAGGAUAUGGGGCAAUGUGGGAGAUCAGUGGAGUGACUUACAAGGAGAAUAUUCAGGGGAUCGUACCUUCAAGAUUCCCAAUCCUAUGUACUUUGUUCCCUAAGACUUUCUACUUUUACCACUUUUUCUACCAAUCAAAAUACAUGUACAACUGUCAACAUACACAAGGGUAUGUCUCAACUCAAGUUCUAGUGAUCUGACCAACUCAAGUUGUAGAAAAGAGAGAGCAAAAUUUU